UUUUCAAAGUCUCGCGAUGUUCUAUCUGUGUUCUCGCGGGAUUUAGUCUGGUGGCAUCGCAGUGAAGACGCGCCCUGCAGUCUUUCCGCGCGAGGCGUCCAGGAGAGCACACCGCCGUCAUGGUGCUUUUACAUGUAUUGUACGAGCACGCGUCAGGAUAUGCCUUGUUUAUUGUCAAAGAGGUGGAGGAGAUCAGCAUGCUACUCCCUCAGGUGGAGGGUUGUGUGCUGAGUCUGGCAAAGUUCAACAGUAUGGUGAGCCUGGCUGCUUUUUUCCCCUUCAAGUCAGCUCAGGGUGCCCUGGAGAACAUAAAUGCCAUAUCUGAAGGUAUUGUACAUGAAGACCUGAAGUUGUUUAUUGAGACAAACCUUCCUCGCUCUGGCAAGAAGAAAGCUGUGCUUGGCGUAGGAGAUGCCAAAAUUGGAGCUGCCUUGCAAGAAGAAUUUGGUGUUUCCAUCCAGACAAGUGGCGUUGUGGCAGAAUUAAUAAGAGGAAUACGCCUGCACUUCCACCAAAUGGUGAAGGGACUAACGGCUCAGGCGGCCUCCAAGGCCCAGCUGGGUUUAGGUCACAGCUACUCCAGAGCCAAGGUUAAGUUUAAUGUAAACCGAGUAGACAACAUGAUCAUCCAGUCUAUCGCUCUGUUGGAUCAGCUUGACAAGGACAUCAACACUUUCUCCAUGCGUGUCCGUGAAUGGUAUGGUUACCAUUUCCCCGAGCUGGUCAGAAUCGUGCCCGACAACUCGAUGUACUGCCGCCUGGCUCAGCUUAUUGGUAACAGGAAGGAGCUGACGGACGAGAGCGUGGAAAGCCUGGAGGAAAUAGUCAUGGACAACGCCAAGGCCCAGGCCAUCCUGGAUGCAUCCCGGUCCUCCAUGGGAAUGGACAUUUCCCCCAUCGACCUGAUCAAUAUUGAGAGGUUUUCCAAUCGUGUGGUGUCCCUGGCGGCCUAUCGACUGGAGCUGCAGGACUAUUUGCGCUCCAAGAUGAGCCAAGUGGCUCCAAACUUGGCUGCUUUGAUUGGAGAUGUGGUGGGGGCCCGUCUCAUCUCCCAUGCUGGCAGCCUGACCAACCUGGCCAAGUACCCUGCCUCCACCGUCCAGAUCCUGGGAGCAGAGAAGGCCCUGUUCAGAGCCUUGAAGACCCGAUCAAACACCCCCAAGUACGGUUUGAUCUUCCACUCGACCUUCAUCGGCCGUGCAGCCACCAAGAACAAAGGCCGCAUCUCCAGAUACCUGGCCAACAAAUGCACCAUCGCCUCACGCAUCGACUGUUUCUCUGAGUUGCCGUCCAGCGUGUACGGAGACAAACUGCGGGAGCAGGUGGAAGAGCGCCUGUCCUUCUACGAGACCGGAGAAGUUCCUCGCAAGAACAUUGACGUCAUGAAAGAAGCUGUCCAGCAGGCCGCCGAUGUUGCCGUGGAGAUGAAGCGCAAACUGAACAAGCAGGAGAAGAAGCGCAAGAAGCGUGAGAAGAAGCUGCAGGAGCUCAAAGAAGAGGAAGGGGAAGAUGGCAACGUGGAGGUGAACGGAGAUGUGGAGACGCCAGUUGCCAAGAAGAAGAAACAUGCGGCCGAGGCUGCAGAGAACGGAGCAGGUGACUCUUCAGCCAAGAAGAAAAAGAAGCAGAAGGUGAAGGAGGAAGAAGAAGAAGCCAUUGAGGACGCUGUUACUCCACUCAAGAAGAAGAAGCGAAAGUCAGAAGCAGCAGAAGAAGUUCUGGAAUCUCCGGUGUCAGCCAAAAAGAAGAAAAAGAAAAAUGCUGACUAAAAAAUGACUGAAUUAUGUACAGUUUUUGUUUUUCAUUUAUUGAAUUUAUUUUGUAAUGUACUAUACCUGAAAGUAGUUUAUGCUGUAUUGAUGACCCGUGCCUUGACCUUGAAUGACAUCCACUUGUGUAAAUAAACCUUCCAUCAAUAGAACUACAA
Messenger RNA from Nerophis ophidion (straightnose pipefish), 1927 nucleotides. It is a transcript of the gene nop56, whose product is annotated as NOP56 ribonucleoprotein homolog. Lineage: Eukaryota; Metazoa; Chordata; Actinopteri; Syngnathiformes; Syngnathidae. The transcript has 12 exons. Gene Ontology annotation, molecular function: snoRNA binding. Gene Ontology annotation, cellular component: box C/D methylation guide snoRNP complex; small-subunit processome. The coding region runs from base 120 to 1769 and encodes 549 amino acids. The record is from RefSeq and is a predicted model, not a curated record.